Molecule: messenger RNA, 5439 nt
Organism: Poeciliopsis prolifica (blackstripe livebearer)
Lineage: Eukaryota; Metazoa; Chordata; Actinopteri; Cyprinodontiformes; Poeciliidae
Product: nck-associated protein 5-like
Exons: 13
Coding region: 1-4065 (1354 amino acids)
Biological process (GO): microtubule bundle formation; microtubule depolymerization
Cellular component (GO): microtubule plus-end
Source: RefSeq, a predicted model, not a curated record
AUGGAGCAGACGGUGCGGUCCCUGCUCCAGAACCAGGACUCUCUGGACGGACCCAAAGUGGAUCCUCUGGACCUGAUGAAGGCCUACAAGGACAAGCUGCUGGAGGAGAUGUGGAAGCAGCAGGACAGCCUGGACGCCCCCCCGCCGCCGCGCCGCCGUCCCCGCAGGCCGCCGCCGACAAUCCUCUGCUGGAACGCCUUCGAAUGCUGGAGUAAAUGCGGAGAACUCAGCACUGUCUGUGGAAACGACAACCAGAGGAAGCAGUACGAACGCUGCUUGGACGAGGUUGCCAACCAGGUGGUGCAGGCGCUGCUCACGCAAAAGGACCUGAAGGAGGAGUGUGUGAAGCUGCGGACCCGCGUGUUCGACCUGGAGCAGCAGAACCGGAUCCUGAGCGUUCUGUUUCAGCAACGGGUCAGAACCUCCACCGCUCCCAUCUCACAGGAGGUCCAAAGAAAUGGAAAAGCAAGAAGUAUUGCUGCAGGAAGAUGGCCCAGCCUGCUGAGCCUGACUUGCCCACGAAGCAGCGGCAGCGGCAGUGAGCAGUCUCUGUCCAGUGCUUGCAGUGAAUACUCCAGUGGUUCCCACACCUGGGCUGACGGACGCGGCUUCUCCAAGCAAUGUGCCUCCAGCCGGGACAAGCGUAUGAGCACUGGCUCAGUAUCCAGCAAUCAUUCAGUGUUCAUUGAGCCAACGGACUUGGGAUGGAAGGAGGGCCAUAUCCUGAAAGGCCUGAAGCAUCUCCAGAUGAGCAAGUCCAAAGAGGCAACCUCAGCUGCAGCUGUUCCACACUGCAAAGACUGCAUGACCUCAAAUGAGGGAAUUUACUCCUCUGGUGUCAAGUCACACCAACAAGGCUCUCCGGCGAAGAAAAGUUCAACAAGAAAACCUUUGACAGCUGAGCCGCAGGCCUCCAUCUUGGACUCUGAUGAUCCAGAUGAAUUUGGCGAACAAUCAACAAAAACACGUCUUCAUUUGGACUCAUUGGAGAUUUCUGCGGAUGAUGACAAAGUUUCUCAUGAAGACUCAAUUCUUCCAGCCAGCUCUGGUCUCUUCCCCUCACCCGACUCUGACAACUUCCUGUUUUUAGGGGCCCCCACCGUUAAACCUGGUGUGAGUCCAACUGAUAGCCUCACAAAGUCUGAGGGACUCAACAGGAACUCAUUAGAUAAACGCAUAUCAGGAGUGAAGCUCAGCGACAGGAAUAAUAACCAAGAACUGGCCACUGACCGUAAAUCCAGACUGGACUGUAGCCACAGACAGCAAGGCAGACUCUCUAUCAAGCAAACAGAAGCAGAGGUAAAUGAUGUGAGCUCCUCAGCUCAGCGUUCUGCAACCAGAGCUCUGAGCUGCAUGAAUGAAGCCAGACAGCGAAGCGCUUCAAUGGAAGUGCCCCUCUGCAGAGACCAUUCAAAUCCAGCCGGUGGGGACAGCAGGGACUGGAUCAGCUCAGAAUCUCCACAGAGGAAACCAAAACCUCAGUUUUGUGACUCAGCAAGGAAAGCUUUCAUUCUGAGAAGCAAGAGUGCAGAUGGAGGCCAAGAUCAGCUUAAACAUACCUAUUCUCCUCUACAUCAGAAGCUCAUCAAGGGUCAAAGACCCAAAGGACAGGUGACUUCUUCAGGACACGGUGUGCCCAGCAAACGGGCCAACCCUCAUGGUUCCAGCAAAUGUAACUUACCUAAAACUGACAAAGAUCAAGAUGUUUCAAUGCCAGUCGGCUCCAAGUGUGUUGAGAGUAUGCAACAGCUGUCUCCGCUUGCAUCUCCUGUGAAACAGUCAAAGAUUCUUAAGUCACCAGGCAUCAAGGACAGCCUGAAGAGUCCAACAAAACCAUCAACUAGAGUCUCAAGCAAUGACUGUGCUGAAGAGAGCAUCUAUGACAACCUGCCCUGUUCACCGAGGAAACAGAGACGGCAAGAAGACCAGGGAGAUUCGUUCACAUCAGAGCGAAGGUCUCCGUCGCCACCGCUACCACCAGGUCGAACUACUUCUCUUCUCCUUAAAGCCGGCUCCGACGGCACAACCAAAGACAAAAAACUGGCAACUCAGCCUCAAAGCUCAACCACUGGCAAGCCAUCAACAGUUACUGACUUCAGUUCUGGUUUAGAGACUCAGCAGUCCAACAUCACAAAAGAUAAUCAACUUGCUGACCUGCAAAUAAGAGACAUCUCCAUCAAAACCUUCCUUACCGAUGGGUCAAAGAUUCCUCACCUCCCCGUUCAAGAGUCACAAUCAUCAGACUCAAUUCAGACGGACAGAAUCACCAAAUGCCGCAAUGAGAAUGGAUCGACAAACCGGAACAUCCUACAGAGAUCCCAGCAGAGCAUUAGUGAGCCAAAGCUUUCUGAAGUCCUGCCUACAGGUUUCUCUAAUGUUUACUACCACGGGGUUCCCAGUAAUCUCCACACAUCCUCCUCAAAUGCUGUGAAAAGGACACUUCCUGUGAAUGCUAAGUCUCACGACGCAAUCUCUGGACAGAACACCAGUACCUUCUUGAUCUUUGGGAGGCAGAGUAAUGACGAUCCAAACAGUCUGCAAACUUUUCAAACAUUCACAUGCGAUCCCCAAGUGAUGCAUGAAUUUGGUUCACGAGAGAAGUCUUGCCGGAAGAUUGAGACCCGCUGCAACUCCCUGGACUCUGAGCCUCUCCAGCCAACAUCUGACGCCAGCGGGAUGUUGGACUGGGGCUUCGAUGAGCAAGGCUGGCUGUUUAAACGCUCUGUGUCUGUGUCGACCAGACCUCUUCUCAAACCAGUGAUGGGCAUGAAUGGAGCUAAAGCUCGCAGUCAGAGCUUUGGUGCACGCUACAUGGACAGACCGAGCUUCAACAGAUCUGGAAAGGUCCGGACCCAGAUCAAAACCCAUUCAGGGAGCUCGCUGAACUCUCUUGGGGAUGUCCUUCCCGGUAGCAUGAGCUGCUCCAGUAGCUACCACUGUCCAAUGAAUCGAUCCCUUCUGAACAACUUUCUGAUUGAGGAAGGACUGACAGUCCCGUCACAUCUGGGUUCAUCCAGUGAAAGACUUCAAAGUCUUAAGCUGCAGAGAGAGCAGGCGAGGCGCCUUCAGAUCGAGCAGCAGUUUUCCAGCGCAUUUGGUGAGCCGGUCUCCGAGGAACCCGAGAGACAAAGCACCAUAACCACCAUCGAAGAGAAGGUGAUGCUUGGCAUUGAGGAGAACUUGCACAAGUCACAGGAACAUGAAAAAACGAACGAAGUAAAGCAAAAGUCUGGCUCUAGCAUUGCAAGUUGGUUUGGUUUCCGUAAGAGUAAACUUCCGGCUCCAAGCAACAAAAAGAUGGAUCCACCAAAAGGAAAGGAAGAAAAGCGGGAACAGAAGAUUACAUCUCUGCUGGGAGGAAAGAGUACAAAGUCAGACAAGAAGAAAGACAGACGAAAAAGUGAUGGAAAAGAAUGCUCUGUGGGAAUAAGAGAGCCCCAUGAUGCAGUUCGGUCCUGCAUCUCGAUUCCUGGUCCAGGAAUGUCCCUCUCUGAGGUCCAAGGACAUGCAAGCAUCUUAGUGGAGCCCCAGAUGAUGAACCGAAGACCUGACGGUGAAAAUGGAUCCAGUGUGAGGAGCCAGGACGCAGUCAUAGGAUCGCGCCGCGCCAUGCGGACGCUGGACAGCGGAAUCGGGACCAUUCCUCUCCCAGAGUCCUGCUCCUUCUUCUCCUCCAUCCUCAGUUUCCUUCCCAAAUCCUCGUCGACCCCCGAGCAGUCGCUUAGCCCUCCCAGUGUUCCCGGUUCCUCCAGUGAAGACGUGUCCCCGUCCCCGUUGCCCCGGUGGAGAGUCCCGUCCAGCGGCAGGGACGGCGGCCGCUCAGGCCUCCCCGCCUCCCUGUCCGACUCCUCCAUGAUCCCGUCGGUGCCUUUCCCCACCGUGGCCUUCCUCCAGCCCUCGUCUCACCCCAUUGUGACCCCAGCCAGUGUGUGUGACACCCAGAGCAGGCUGCCCAGACCGCCCAGAGGUGGGACGGAACCAAAGAAGCUGAAUCACAUCAAACCCAAACCGCGAUCCACGGCGAACCAACCGCAGGAGCCGAGCCGCCUGCAGCUGGCAAACUAGAUCCUGAAGCUGGAAGAUCCGCUGCAGGAAACCCUCACCUUAAAGACGCAGCGUCGGCCAAUCAGGAUGCAGGACAGCGCUCUGCUUCCUGUUCUCAGACAUGUUGGAGGGCUGCAGCGCUCUGCGUCUGGCUGCUAAGAUGAAUCCUAAAACUCUCCUCCAAAACGUUCUGGUCUAGUCAAAUCCUCUUCAUCACGCUGAGGACGAAGUGGCAGCUAGCGGCGUUCUAAUGUAGCAUUGUGUAAAUAAACAGCAGAGGUUCAUUUCUAUCAGCUUCAUAUCAUCAACUUCAGAAUCAGAUUUCAGCUGUUUUACUUUUUCGUUCCGGCUGAAACAAAACCACCAAACCUAAAGCUGCUGAUGUCACAGCAGACGCAGCUUUCUGCUCACCUGCCAGGUAGGAACUCACCUUUACGUCAGACUGAAUGUUUUUCAGUUUCCUGUCCUAAAACAGUAGCAUUUCACUGCUUGUUCCCAGUGAUCAGGCUAACUAGCAUUAGCAAUACAAACAUUUAGAAGGAGCCGUUUUCUAACAGAUGCUACUUGAUUUAUUAUGAAAUAAACGAUAAUCAAUUACUACGGUUGAAACUUAUCACCCUAGAAUAAUAAAACCUUAAAUUCUGCUGGACAGAAUAAUGAAGAGACAAACGGCUAAAAUUCUGAAAGGGAAAAAUAGAAUUAGCAUGCUAAUGUUAGCAUCGGCUAACUACUGUUUUCUGUUUAUAUUAAUUGCAGAUAAUUUUUUGCACUAUUUGAACUUACUUUAUGAUUUUACCAUAAAAGACAUGAAUCCAUUUUAUUUUGUGUUAAAUAUAAAAUAAGUUAGCAUUGACAUUAGCAUGCUAACAAUAGAACUUCUUAUUUAUUUUGAUAAAAUGUUGAAACUGAUCAAUCAAUAAAAUCUAUAAAUUACUCAUCUGGAUGCCAGCUGAUGAUGAGAAUCGUCUCACUGUUUCAGACAUCCAGGAACAAAUUGAGCAAUGUUUCUACCAGAUGCUAUCAUUACUGUUAGCGGUUACUGGAAGGUUUAAAACAUUAAAAUUUCUUAUAUGAUUUCUGAACAAUAAGUUAAAUUCUACAAAACAAACUGAUAAAAAUACAAACUGCUGAAAGUUUAAGGGAAUUAUUCUGUGAAUGCAUCUUAACGUUAGCAUGCUAACGUUGAGGUUAAUUUUCCUUUUCUGUGCGUAUCAUAUUUCUGGUUACAUUAUUUAUUUAGGUUUUAUUUUUUUGCACUGUUUGAACUUAUUUCAUGGUUUGAUUAUUGAUCAAAUUUAACAUGAAAGAAAAUUAGCUUUCAGAUUAGCUUUCUAACAUUAGCAUUAGCACACACUCUUACUUAUUUUGAUAAAAACUUUAGACAUGUUCAAACAA